Melospiza georgiana is the source of this 3414-nucleotide messenger RNA. RefSeq names its product serine/threonine kinase 32C (gene STK32C). The transcript is spliced from 12 exons. Bases 61 to 1320 code for a protein of 419 amino acids. The record is from RefSeq and is a predicted model, not a curated record. Lineage: Eukaryota; Metazoa; Chordata; Aves; Passeriformes; Passerellidae. Gene Ontology annotation, biological process: G protein-coupled receptor signaling pathway; protein phosphorylation; regulation of signal transduction. Gene Ontology annotation, molecular function: G protein-coupled receptor binding; G protein-coupled receptor kinase activity; ATP binding.
GCCGCGGGAGCCGCCGGGCCGGCGGGGAGAGGCCGCAGGGCAUGCCAGCCGCCUGCCCCGAUGUUUCCCUGGAGCAAGUGGAAGAAGAGGAUGGGAGCGAGCGCCUCCUCCUCCAAGAGACCCGUCUUCGACGAGCGAGAGGACGUGAACUUUGACCACUUCCAGAUUCUCCGGGCCAUUGGGAAGGGAAGCUUUGGCAAGGUGUGCAUCGUGCAGAAGAGGGACACGGAGAAGAUGUACGCCAUGAAGUACAUGAACAAGCAGCAGUGCAUUGAGAGAGAUGAGGUGCGCAACGUGUUCCGAGAGCUGGAGAUCCUGCAGGAGAUCGAGCACGUGUUCCUGGUCAAUCUCUGGUAUUCCUUCCAGGAUGAGGAGGACAUGUUCAUGGUGGUGGACCUGCUCCUGGGAGGCGACCUGCGCUACCACCUGCAGCAGAACGUGCAGUUCACUGAGGAGACAGUCAAACUGUACAUCUGUGAGAUGGCGCUGGCCCUGGACUACCUGCGGAGCCAGCACAUCAUCCACAGAGAUGUAAAACCAGACAACAUCCUCCUCGAUGAACAAGGUCAUGCCCAUUUAACAGAUUUUAAUAUUGCAACCAUCAUUAGGGACGGGGAAAGAGCGACAGCAUUGGCUGGGACAAAGCCAUACAUGGCCCCAGAGAUUUUCCACUCCUUCCUGAGCGGCGGGACGGGCUAUUCCUUCGAGGUGGACUGGUGGUCCCUGGGCAUCAUGGCCUACGAGCUGCUGCGGGGCUGGAGGCCGUACGACAUCCACUCCAACAACCCCGUGGAGUCCCUGGUGCAGCUCUUCAGCACCGUCAGCGUGCAGUACUCCUCGGCCUGGUCCAAGGAAAUGGUCGCGCUGCUGCGCAAGCUGCUGACGGUGAAUCCUGAGCAUCGCUUCUCCUGCCUGGCGCACAUCCAGGCCUCGGCCCAGCUCUCGGGCGUGGUGUGGAGCGACGUGAGCGAGAAGCGCGUGGAGCCGGCCUUCGUCCCCAACAAGGGCCGCCUGCACUGCGACCCCACCUUCGAGCUGGAGGAGAUGAUCCUGGAGUCACGGCCCCUGCACAAGAAGAAGAAGAGGCUCGCCAAGAACAAGUCAAGGGAUAACAGCAAAGACAGCUCGCAGUCUGAAAAUGACUAUCUCCAGGAAUGCCUUGAAGCUAUCCAGCAGGACUUUGUCAUCUUCAACAGAGAGAAGCUAAAGAGGAGCCAGGAGCAGCCCAGCGAGUCCGUGUCUGCCUCUGAGAGCACCGAGGAGGCCGAGGCCGAGCCCCUGCACAUGUGCAGCUCCGUGUGCUCCUCGGGCAGCAGCUAGGCCGGGCCGGCCGCCGCCCUCACCUGUCCUCAGGUGCGCCGAGCACCCGAGCCCGCCGGACAGCACCGGCAGCUGCCCCGAGACUGGAGCACGCCAGAUUCACACAGGACUGCCCUGCCCGGGCUGUGGAUGGCCAGCCCAGGAGCCAGAUUCACACAGGACUGCCCCUGCCCGGGCUGUGGAUGGCCAGCCCAGGAGCCAGAUUCACACAGGACUGCCCCUGCCCGGGCCGUGGAUGGCCAGCCCAGGAGCCAGAUUCACACAGGACUGCCCCGCACCAAGGAUGGCCAGCCCAGCCCAGCCCAGCUGCCCCCGAGAGCUGCAGCAAGCCAGAUUCACACAGGACUGCCCCGGCCAUGGCUGCCUGUCGGGGAAGAUACGGCCUAUGCAACUUGUCAGGAGGAGAUCAACUUAUUUAGUCUUUCUGUUUUUGUGUCAGGUUGCUGAUCCACACGUUUUUAAUGCAGUGAGAGGACAGGGAACGAAGCCAUGUCCUUGGGCCCCACGGGGAGAGACAAGGAGCAGGGAGGAAGGCCAAAGAGGUGGUGUGAGCUUGGCUUUGGCACUCCCUGUUCACAAAUGCUGCUCUGGGGAUGGGCAAUCCCUGUGCAAACCAGAGCAGCCCCAGGGCUCUGGCACCAGCUCCUGGGAGCCUCCAGCUGCUUGGGUCCUGCAGCACAAGGGUGUCCCAGGCACCUCAUUGUCCCUGUGUCACCUGUCAGUUCCUUCAGAUUCAAGGCAAAUAAAUGUUUUGUGUGCACUCCACGGAUUCUUCAGGGGCUGGCUAAUGGUUCAAUGUGUAUUUGAGAUGCAGAAUGCAUUUAAAGUGUUUUCUUCCUUGACGUGGCUGCUGCAGGCAGUGAGGAGCUGUGGAAUGGGUUGGAGGGUCUGGCUCCGUGUGCCCAGGCUCAGAGGACACAGUUUAUCACAGGCUGAGGUUUUGUUGGAGGCAGAGUGGGUGGCCUUGCAAGGCUGCUUGGUUAUGAAAGACAGGAAUAUUGUAUUUCACCCUUCGAUUUACUUUAUUUUCAGUGUAAAGUACAAGUACUGUAUAUAAUUUGCCAAUACCUGUCUUAACUUCUUACUAAGACGGGAAAUCUUCCCUUGCUCCAGCUGUGGGUGUUGCUGUUCUUGUUGCAGGUCCUUCACUGUGUUGGUUGUUGACCCUGCUGCAGAGGGAGGGGUUUUUGGUUGCUGUGAGCCCGAGCCCUGCAGUGCCACAGGACUGCUCCAGGUGUGUGGUGGGACCACAGUCACCAUCAGCCAUCAGCAGCUGUUUGUGCCAGGCACUGCAGGCUGCAGUGUUUGCACCCCUGCUGGGCAUUCCUGAUGCAGAAACGGAUGGGAGGUGUUUUUAACAGAUCACAUUCUGUCAGCACCAGUUUUGCUGCGGUUUUUGUUUCCAUGAACAAACCAGAAAGGCAGAAUGGUACAAAAUGAUCUUCCACAGGCAAGGGCACGGCAUGUGUGUCUCCCACAGUUUUAUGUGGGAAUCAGUGUGUGGCUGCACUUGUGCAGAGAUGUGUUUUCAGUGAAUUCUUUAGGGCUGUGCAGGAGGAGGGGAGCUGCAGCUCUGGCUCCAGUUGCAUGUUUUUUUUCAGGGCAGAGCCAGUUAUGAAUUGCAGGUGAUUUACUCCAGCACUGUGGGUAGGGUUUUACAGUGAAUUCCAUUGCACUAUUUGGAAACUUCCUGUAAAUAACAGCAAAAUUUUGGACUAUUGGAAUGACAAGGAGUAGUGCUGAUUUUUUGACCAAACCAUCCCACAGAUGAGUGUGAAGAUACAUCCUCUUCAGCCAGAAGCUGUCAGGCCAGGAGAGGUGUUGGCAGUUACAGGAUGUGUGUAAUUGAUGUUUUCAUUGCUUCCUUAGGACAAGAGACAAGUGUGCUGGGGGCUGGUGUGUGUGGGGAGGAGCUGGCUUGCUUCUCAAGCUGAGCCUUCUCAGCCCAAGCCCUCUCUCUGUCGCUCACCCAUUCCCCUUGCGGCGCUCCCCUUCUCCAGUGCUCUGUGCAACUCAGCUCAGCAGCACCUGGCACCAACCAGGAGGGCUUCUGGGGAUGCCAGGGAGCGGCUCCUGCCCAGGGGAAUCACUCUG